GAGACAGAGAGAGAGGGAGAGAGAGAAUGAAACUGAUAAGAAAAUAGCAGUGGUGUGAUUUGCCCCCAUAUACUUUGUCUACAGCAUUACUGUUGUUCUCUUAAGCUGAACCAGGCUUCAGCAAUAGUGCCAGUGCUCUUCGUAGGUAGAGUCAUGUCUACCAUGAUUUUGUGCUACUUUAACAAAAACAACCUUAUACCUGUUUUUACUCCUUUUCACUGAGGUGAAUUCUGAUGUACAGUAAUUCUCAUCCAUGGAAACCAAUGGGUACCAUUCCAUUUAUCUAAACUAGCAGUUGUGCUUCUGGGAAUUUGCCUAAAGAAAGCACUGGGCAGUGCAGAAAGAUCUAUGGGAAAGGAUGUGGCAGUCUUGGCAAUACCCUUCUCCUUCCUAGGAAUUACCUAAAUGGCCAUCAUUAGGAGGGAGUCGGAGGGUGGCCUCAGGUGAUCAUGGCUAUCCCUGGUUGUGGAAGCUCCAUGUCAUGGUGGGUGUCAUACGAGAUGACUGCAAUGGGCUGUGGCGACCGCCCCACCUCAUUUCCUUCACACUGUCCCUGUGCUGGGCCAUGACAUUGAACAGGCUUGGGGCAGUCUGCAGUGGAAGAUCUGAGUUUAGACUGGUGGCAGAGGAGACAACCACGUUUUCUUUUGUUCAUACACUUGGUUUCAUUGACAUGUUAACCACAGGAGAGGGGAAAAGGCCACAGCGUGUAAGGAAGCACGCUGGCUAUCGGAGCAUAAAAGAGGCUCACGGGGAGCCAGGACCUCACUCUCUCCUUGUCCAGCUCACCAGGACCUCAGCCAUGAGACUGCUCAUCCUGGCCUGCCUUGCCGUCUGCUGUCUCACCGUGCAUGUUGUAGAAGGUGUGGGCAGUGAAGUCCCGGAUAAGAGUAUCUGUGUGAGUCUAACCACCCAACGACUGCCUGUGAACAGGAUCAAGACCUACACCAUCAAGGAGGGCUCCAUGAAAGCCGUGAUUUUUAUUACCAAACGUGGCCUGAAAGUCUGUGCUGAUCCACAGGCCAAGUGGGUGAAAGCAGCGGUCAAGAGUGUGGACAGCAAGUCCCAAACCAAAAGUAACCUGCUUCAGACCAAGCCAACGGGAACCCAGCACUCCACAAACACAGAUGUGACCCUCACUGGGUAGUGGCCUUCCGGUACCUUGUCCCCUCACCCGACGGCCAGCUCAUUUCACUUUACAAGUUCAUGGAGUAAUUAGGUUGUACUCACCUUUUAUGACAGUGCUGC
Molecule: messenger RNA, 1248 nt
Organism: Microcebus murinus (gray mouse lemur)
Lineage: Eukaryota; Metazoa; Chordata; Mammalia; Primates; Cheirogaleidae
Source: RefSeq, a predicted model, not a curated record